GGGCAGCGCUCGAUGGGCGCCAUGUCCGCGACAGAGUCCGAAUCGGACUAUUUUGACGAUGAUUUUAUUGUUCCAGACUCUCCAAACGGAGAGGUUGCCUCACCACGCCCGGCAAAACGCCGCCGCGUCCAAUCGCCGACGCGUGGGAAAGACGGCGACCGUGAUAUCGCGUCAGGAACGGACUCGUUCUCCGAUAUUGAUGAAGAUCUUCCACCCGGGCGAGACUCGUCGGCAGAAUAUGAACAGCAAGCACGAUCCAAGUCCCGUAGCUUCGUCCCUAAGCAGAGCAACUUCCAAGAGAACAUCUUCGUUACCCAACUCACCCAGCCCGACUCGAGCCCUGAACGACUCCGUGGUCCUAGGUGGCAGAAACCAUCACUCCAGUCGCCGCCCCCGGUGACCAUGCCUGAAUCACAAGCCAGAAACUCCAAUAAAUCUGUGCAGCAGCCGGAUGACAACUACUAUGACGAGGAGGAAGCUCUCAGGGCGGCUCUGGCUGCUUCGCUGGAUGCAUUUGAGGACGAGAAGACCAUGCGGGAAACGACGAAUCCCUCUUUACAACAACGUCAACCUGCUCGGAAUGAUGGUCCGGGCGCCGCUAUGGACGCUUCGUUUGAGCUUGAGGAUAUUCCCGAUGAUGCUUUCGAUUCUUCCCCAUCGUUGUCGCCAGUACUACGGCCGGCACAAUUGGCGAACCCCCAAUCAAGCUUCAAUCGAUCCGCAAACCGUCCUCAAUAUAUGCGACAAAUGACGCUUUAUGGCAUGGCUGCACAGAACCAGGUUCAGACGCCACAAGAGAAGGAUUGGGCACCACCGGAGAGAGACGAGCGUCCGACACAUCACAAGUUGAACCAGGACUCAUUGAAUACAUGGUGGUAUCCCACAAAUCUGGGAACUAUUCGAGACUAUCAAUUCAAUAUUGCUCAAAAGGGUCUUUUCCACAAUUUGCUCGUUGCCUUACCAACCGGUCUGGGAAAGACCUUCAUCGCUGCAACGGUCAUGCUCAAUUGGUUCCGAUGGACGACAGAUGCACAGAUGGUAUUUGUUGCUCCUACCAAACCCUUGGUAUCACAGCAAGUAUCGGCAUGUUUGGACAUUGCUGGCAUCCCACGAUCGCAGACGACAAUGCUGACGGGCGGCGCUGCUCCCGGUCUUCGUGCAAAGGAGUGGCAAUCUAAACGCGUGUUCUUCAUGACUCCGCAGACCUUGAUCAACGACUUGAAGACCGGAAUUGCAGACCCCAAGCGAAUUGUGUUGUUGGUCGUCGAUGAGGCCCACCGUGCUACUGGAGGCUAUGCUUACGUAGAAGUGGUUAAAUUCCUGCGACGUUUCAACCAGAGUUUCCGUGUCCUGGCAUUGACAGCCACUCCCGGAUCUACGGUCGAAUCGGUGCAAGCAGUUAUCGAUGGCCUUGACAUAUCACGAGUCGAAAUUCGCACAGAAAAUUCGAUUGACAUCCGAGAAUACGUCCACAACCGUGAUGUCGACAUCGAGACGUUCGAAAACUCGGAUGAGAUGAUCUUUUGCAUGGAUUUAUUAUCCACCACACUGCGACCGCUGGUCAGCCAACUUCGGACUAUGAAUGCUUAUUGGGGAAACGAUCCCAUGGGUCUGACAGCCUUCGGUCUCACCAAGGCAAGACAACAGUGGAUGGGGUCUGAUGCCGGCCGCAAUGCCAAUUUUGGGCUUAAAGGCAAGGUCAACGCUAUUUUUACCGUUCUUGCAAGCCUAGCGCAUGCUAUCGACUUGUUGAAAUAUCACGGUAUCGUGCCGUUUUACCGUCACAUAUUGCAUUUCAAAUCCAACACCGAUGGUCAGAAGGGAGGCAAAUGGCAGAAGCAAGUUGUACAAGAUGAGAGUUUCAAGAAGCUUCUCAGCCACCUUGAACCUUGGACAAAGAAUCCGGAGUUUAUUGGACAUCCUAAACUGGAAUAUCUCAAGUCGGUGAUAUUAAACCAUUUCAUGGAUGCAAGGGAAGGGAAAGAGAACGUGGACGGAAAUGGAAGGCCUGCAACGAGAGUGAUGAUAUUUGUGCAUUUCCGUGACAGUGCGGAAGAGGUAACCAGAGUGCUCCAGCGCUAUGCUCCUAUGAUCCGGCCACAUGUCUUCGUGGGACAGAGCUCGGCAAAGGGCUCUGAAGGAAUGGAUCAAAAGACCCAGCUGUCGAUCAUCGAGAAAUUCAAAGGUGGAACCUACAACACGAUCGUUGCUACCUCAAUCGGUGAAGAAGGUCUGGAUAUUGGUGAGGUCGAUCUCAUCGUCUGUUACGAUUCCUCCGCAUCACCUAUUCGCAUGCUGCAACGGAUGGGUCGAACGGGCCGUAAGAGAGCGGGCAGAAUCACCUUGCUGUUGAUGAAGGGCAAGGAGGAGGAUAACUUUACCAAAGCGAAAGACAACUACGAGAAGAUGCAGCAAAUGAUCGCCAGUGGAACCCGGUUCACCUUUCACGAUGACCGAUCUGCUCGUAUUCUGCCUCCGGGGAUGCGCCCAGUCCCCGAUAAGCGACAUAUCGAUAUCCCUCCAGAGAAUUCCCAGCAAGAGCUUCCCGAACCGAAGCGCAAGGGCAAGAUACCUAAGCGUCCCCCCAAGAAGUUUCAUAUGCCUGAUGAUGUGGAGACCGGUUUCGCUCGCGCCUCGACGCUGGAGGAGAGCUUCGCCAAGUCGGCAAAGCAGAAGCCGACACCUAAAAACCGACCACGCACACCCACACCGGAGCCAGUGGAGGUGCCGCUAUUGAAGGACGUUGUGCUGUCUGCAAGCGAGCAGCAGGAGCUGGAGCAUCACUAUCAGAAUAUUGGCGAUACCUCACCACAAUUCAUUCGCUACCCGCGAACCGAUGCUUUUCCACAACUGCAGCUCGUUCCCAGACCAACUAAGACGGUGACACAUGGCUCUUUGACCCGUCGGAUGAUCACAACAUUGCAAAAGAUGGACAAAGCUGGGCCCGACUGUGAGGAUCGAUAUAAGCAGAUCAUAGCAAGGGAGACCGAGAAGGCUACCAAAGCUCCCCGUCGAUCGUCUUCUGGCUCUACGAAGCAGCCAGGCCGGUCUCAAGUCACGAAACCCUCUAAGAGUCUUGGGCCCUCCAUAUCCGUGGCUCCGGAUUAUGAACACGAUGAAAUCUCCGCAUUGAUGUCGCCCAAUCUUUCCGACUCGGAGCCCCAGCUUCAGCCACCACCCCCGAUACCCAUCGAAAGUGACUUUGACUCUGAUGACUCCGAUUCUGACCUUCCAGAUGCCAGUGUCAUCUUUCAGUCAAAGCCAAAGGCUCAACCUCUGCCCGUACCACAGCCACGGAGACAAAAGAGGAUUGUCUUUUCCGAUAGUGACAGUGACGAGUGAUGAACAAAAACCCGUGGGAAUUGUUGUUAGUGUAAUAUCGGGUUCGGCAUUUGUAGCCCCCUAAUAACUUACACAUAUGUACAUAGAACGAUCAAGUCAUAAUUGGGGCCAGA
Messenger RNA from Penicillium brasilianum, 3455 nucleotides. The record is from the annotation of a GenBank genome assembly. NCBI's taxonomy places the organism in Eukaryota, Fungi, Ascomycota, Eurotiomycetes, Eurotiales, Aspergillaceae.